Molecule: messenger RNA, 3987 nt
Organism: Mercenaria mercenaria
Lineage: Eukaryota; Metazoa; Mollusca; Bivalvia; Venerida; Veneridae
Exons: 4
Coding region: 406-756 (116 amino acids)
Source: RefSeq, a predicted model, not a curated record
AACAAAGGACUUUACCAAAGCCAAUAUUUUAACUCUGUGCUCUGCUUAUCAUGCUUAUAACUUGAAGACUUCAAGAAAGCUGAGGAAGAAAGAAUUGGGUAAUGCAUUGGUAAAUGCAAUUAUUUCUUGUGAUUCAAUGCCUAAUUCACAUGCUAUAAUGAAUAACACAUCUACCUCAAAAAGAAAGCGUGUGCAAAGACAAAAAAUACCUGGGAAAGGGAAAGGAAAAGGAAAAGGAAACCGAAUGCUAAAACGAUACAAUUGCGCAUUGUGCAAGAAGGAAUAUAUUGGAAAUGAUGAUUGGAUUGAAUGUGAUAGAUGUAACCAGUGGUACCACAGGUCAUGUGCUGAACUAGAAGAUGAGCAGGAGUGGCAAGACAUUCAAGAAUCAGACUGGGAUUGGGAAUGCAAGACAUGUACAGGAUAGAAGAGGCCGGCACAUCCUUAUCAAUAUCAUUAACAGAGUCUGACCACUUUUCUAACCAAUCUUCAAAGGAAGCAAGAUCAUUGAGUCUUUGGUCAAGAAUGUCUGCCACUGGUCUACGGUCUCUGAAAAUCUGGAUAACUUUGCUGGUGAUUGCUCCAGACAGUUUUUAUAUCUUUGAAGUAAAUUUUCGCAUGGUAAUAUUAGCAUACCGCUACUGCGCAGGGUGGAAUAACCAUGAGGGGAUCUGUUCCACAAGAUGCAGCAUCAGUGUUAAGACGCUUGGUAAUGAAGUACGGAAAUAUAAUUAUGUCUGUUUCAUUGGCCAGUGAUACUGGUAAUAAUUCAUAUCUAACAAAGUUGUUGAGCAGAAGCACAGUGUAAAGCCAUCCAGUAGAGGUCUUGAAGCUGUUCACUUGGAAACUAUAAAUAUUCAUUCCUGCAGAACGGUUGAGAAGCAUCAACAUGAAAAGUGAAGAAAAGCUUACAGUGCUUGUGUUAGUGUAAAAGCUAUUAGUUACCUUAACAAUUCACAUAUAUGAUUUUUCACAUGAACACAUUUACAGUAUGAACUAUAAUCUUGCACUGAAAUAUAGCAGACUUUUACAAUUCCUGUCAUACCCAUAAUAAAACAACCUUGAUAACUUAAAGAUGGUCAUGAAAAAUUAAUAGACUGUGAAAUGAUUAACUUUGCAUGGGUUCUGAUUAUAUUUUAUUAUUUAUAUUCAUAAACAUAAAAAUACAUUUCCUUUUAGUUAUACCAGCUAUCAAUAUAAAUGUAAGGUACUAAAGGUAAAAUAAAACCAUAGAAUUAUUGCAGAAUUUUAGUUUACAGAAAAAUUGUUUUUGUUUUGUUUCAUUUGCACUAACUCAAUCAUAAGUCAUGUGGCAACUUUCGAGGUUGGUGGUGGAGGAAGACCUAGGUGCCCGUCUCUACAGGUUUUAUCACAAUCAGGCACCAUGCUAGAACCACCAACACUUUAUAAACCCACUUAAUUGCUUCCUCACAAGAACUUAGACAUACAGUGAGGGGCAAGUGACUCAAAGUCAGCAUCCUUAACAACUUGGCCAUGCAGGCUCUCAGUAAAAUUGUACCUCCCUUUAUAUAUAUAUAUAUAUAUUUAUUUACCAGCACAAUAAAUUAUAAUUUAUAUAUUUAAACAAUGCAGUCUGUACUCUAUUGUAACAAAAAAGUCAGAAACUUUCAGAAUUACAUUUGACAAAUACAUAAUUAUGUCAUCUUUUUAUCUGGAUUUGCAUUUUUAAGAUAUUUUCAAACAAAAACUCAGUUUGAAGGACAAAUUAUUGUUUAGCAUCUUGAGGUCAGUGCCUUUAAAUGUGCUGAAACAGACUUUGCUGAACAAAUGUAUCUUUUUAAAACUUUAUCAGUUGAUCAUUUACACUUGUGUUCACUAGAUUUUUACUGCAUGUAUUUUUCAAAAUUACACUUUCUUGUUCUGGUUGCAGUUUAAGCAUAAGUAAGAAUUAAAUAAACACUGUUGCUUAGGUAAUAAUAUGAAAACUAGCACUAAUUUUUUUAAAACUUAUUUAAGAAUUGCAUUUACUGUACAUACUUUGCGGAAAAAAUUAUAAAUGCAAGUUUAUACAAUUCUAAUUACCUCCCUUCCUUGUGCACCCACGAUAAAUUCAAACAGAUGAAUAACAAAAGUUUCAUGCUGUUUUAAUUUGUUUCAAGUAGUUGAUAUAUCCCAAUAUUUUCCAAAUGUAAAUGUAAAACUAUGAAUUGUAUCGAAAUCAAAAGAAAAAGACCAUUUUUACAUAUUUUUUAUAAUAAAGGGAGGUAAUUACAAAAUUCAUAAAAGUGAUAACAAAUGCAUUUUCAAUAGGGAUUUCAUUCUAAACUGUAAUCAAUGUUUGUAUUUUCAUUUUUUUCAAUAAAUCUGGAAAACAAAAUGUAUUUAAACUGAAAAUGUAUUUACAUGUUCUUAAAAUGUGAUUGCAUAACCAAAUAAAAAAGAAAUCCUGAGUGGCCCAAACAAUUUCAAUCUUGCCAUGGAAAAAUUUACAGUUAUGGGCCAAUCUGAUAUAAAGAUUUAUAGUAAAGGCAGUUUACCUCCAGUACAUGCUACAAACGCUUCACAAUUUUGAAAGUGAAGUUAAAAAAAAGUCUCAUUUAACUCAAUAACAUGUCAUCUGUCAUUAACUAAGAUUCAAAACCUUCAUAAGAAUUUUUUAUAGCUGAAAUUCUCUCAUCUUUUGUCAUUCUAUGUUGUGGAGGUCAGUGUCUUUAAACAGCACAGACAGACUGUAAAUAAUUAUGCACAAUUGGUAAGUGCAGUUCAUUUCAGUAGAGAUUGUUGUAUUAUGCAAUUUGCUUGUACAUAAACACAAAUGUCACACAAGGAGAAAUACUGUUGAAAUAAAUAGCAACAGUUUAAAAAACAAAUAAAUGAAGAUACUUUUUUCUGUUUACUUUUUAAGGUAGUACAAUAGUUCAGUGUAUAUCAAUUUUGCUGCAUUUACAUUUUUCCUUCCUUUUCUUAAUGUUUUAGCCUUUACAUAACCUAAGAUGUAAGAAAGACGUAAAAUGUUUGAAAAUUAUGCUAAAUGUUAUUUACAAAAUACAGCAGUAUGUCUCUAAAUUUUGUAUGCCUGUAAAACAGGAUGUAUUAUGGGAUCACCUGUGACCAUGGUGACCUACAAAAAUGUCUGCUCUGUAGAAUGUUUAAUGUAGUGUCCACCAAACUGGUUCACUUCAUGAGCAUAAUAUCUCAACCAAGCUUGUACCCAUGUGAAAUCAUGUAGUAAUUUUGAAGUUUACUGCUUGAAUUACUCCAAAUAUCGAACAAUUACAUUGUCUGUAGAACUUCAGCAUUUCUUACAAAGCGUUCAUCAGACCUGGUUAUUGUGUUCAUAAUUUAUAUGACAAGUUAGAUAACCAUAUACACUGAUCCAUUUGCUCUGCUGCUAAAGCCAUUGGUCACUUAAACUUGAGAAAAGAUACAGUGUCCACCAAUACUUAAGCUGUUCUUACUGUAACCAGACUUGGUUGCAAUAUAUAAGGGUAUUUUCUUUGGAAAAAUUGAUAUGCAUUGGAUGAUCACAAUAUGUCAGCAGUUAUAGCCUUUAAUUACAAAGAAACUUGGAAAAUUAUAGGUGUCUGCUUAGUAAGCACUUCUAAUCCAUUGUUAACUAAACUCAGUCACAAUGUUUUAGACAUAUUAUCUUGGACAAGUUUGAUUACUGGUACCACCAACACAGUUUUUCUUGCUCUGAAAUUAAGGCCCUUGAAUUACUUGCAAUGGAGAAAAUACACAACUAGUCAAUGAGCUCUGUGUUAUUGUCAAAAGUAAAAUUUUGAUGGGUAUUGUUACAGUUUGGUAUAAUCUUAUAUCAUGAUGUUGAUAGGCAUUCCAACAAAGGAAGUAUUUUUUUCAACAAUUUAAUUUCUAUUUAUUAACAUUGAUGACAAUAAAACUGGAGCAUUGAUGGGUAUCAUCGAUUUCUUGUUAACAUUUUUCUUGGUUUUUAUUGAAUCAUAUAUGUGAUGAAAAUGUUAAUUGCAAACCUUUAAUGACAAAAAAUAAAUUGUUAAUAAGCAA